This is a messenger RNA of Cuscuta epithymum, 1195 nucleotides long. NCBI's taxonomy places the organism in Eukaryota, Viridiplantae, Streptophyta, Magnoliopsida, Solanales, Convolvulaceae. The record is from the annotation of a GenBank genome assembly.
GAUACUCUGGGUCCUGAGUUGUAAAUAUGCUUUUUGGCGCUCAAGCAGUAAAACCCUACUCUUUAGGAAGCACUGAAGUGCUUGAAUCGUUGUCAUCGCGUAAGUGUAGCAGAUCAAUCGGAGUUCUGAUUUGGGACGAAAAAUGUCUGGAUUAAGACUCUUCACCGUCAGAAACAGUGCCGGAGAACCAGUCCUAGACGCUGGUAACGGUGAGGAACUAGUGCAUGUAAAACCCGCCGUAUCCCUUGUGCUCGGCAACCACCUUCCUCUAUGCCCUGGAACUCUUUACAUCACGACCAGGCAAGUGGUAUGGUUGAGCGAUACAGACAAAGAAAGAGGCUAUGCGGUCGAUUUCUUUCAUAUUUCACUUCAUGCUGUGUCAAGGGAUCCAGAAGCUUACCCCUCUCCUUGUUUAUAUGCCCAGAUUGAUAUUGGGGAUGAGGAUGAUGACUUAGAGGGCACUGACAGUGAGCAUAAUGAAACAUUAGAUCUAUCGAAGAUCACUGAGAUGAGGCUCGUUCCAUCAGAUCCUAAUCAAGUGGAAGAGCUGUUUCAGUUUUUUUGUGAAUGCGCGGAGUUAAAUCCUGAACCUAUUGAAGAGGAGGAGGAACAAGAGCACAAUUGGAUUUUUAGUGCUGAGCAGUUAGAAAACGAGACAGCUGACGAGAUUGAAUCUGAAUGGAUGAAUAGCUCAAUUCCAAUUGGUUGUUCUAAUGGAGAUGACCUAUCUCAUGCAGUGCUUCAGCUUCAAGUUAAUGAUAAUCGAUUUGAGGAUGCUGAAGAGAUGGAUAGUGAUGAUAUUAACCAACAUAGAGGAUCUGCUACCUAGUAGAAACUACAUACUACGAUUUAAUAUCAUUCUUGCUAUUAGUACCAUGUAACAUUUCUGUUUGUUAGUAUUGAUGACAUGGAGUCAUGGUGUAUGCCAAUUACUAAUUUAACAGAAGCAAGUAGAGUUUGCAGUUCAUAUUUGACAGAAUUGCCCCUUCAGUUUUUUUUAGCUUUGAAAGUCUGUUGUGUAAUCCAAGUAUGUUGUGCUUUGAUAGCAGCAUCCUCUUUAGCUUUGAAAGUCUGUUGUGUAAUCAACAUUCUCCAAAUAAUGUGCAAGAUAUAAAGUAGGCUCCAAACUUGUUUUGGUAACAUGACAGUUUCACAAACAAAGGGUAUUAAUGUUUAGACAACAUGAUUUGAAGCA